AAAGCGCGCAAAUUCAAACUGCAGUAGGAGCCGACAGAGGGGAGCGAUGGAGAGCCGGAGCUGUAUAUAGAGGCCGCGCACCGGAACUGUUUUUCCAAUGGCUACCACUUCUGCCACGGCAUCAUGAGAUCAAGUCCCCGAAGGCCACUUAUAUUGAGAAGACGUAGGUUGAACCUUCCGAAUCAAGAUGACCUCCGCAGCACUAGGACUCCUGAACAGAGACAGACCGCCAUGACCGGCACUGUAGAAAGUCAGAAGAAGGAUCUGGGUCACAAUGAAUCAAUCCUGCCAAAAUCAGUAACCACCGAAUUCAACCGGUUUCCUGAAAAUUUGGUCCAUCCAAACCAAAGCACCAGUGUAGGAAAUGCAGCCUCUCCUGCAGAUUCCCCCAGUCUCUGUGGUGUUAAGGUCAUGGGUCACCCAACCAUCCCUGAUACUCAGUUGGUAGUUAUCCCCCCCGAUUCUGAUGUAGAAAGUAUCAUUCAAGCUCUGACUGUACGGGGAAAGGAGAGCGGUGGCCCCAAUAAGUUUAUCCUCAUCACUGGGAGCAGCUCCUUCCACUCCCAAGUUGAGAAACUUGGACUCCAAAGCAAGGCCGCAGAGGAAAUCGAGACCAUACAGCUGGAGGCAUCAUCCUCAUCUCAUCAGUCACCAGAGGAAGAGAAGCAUGCCGUUCCUAAGGAAGGACAGGAACUGGAUGGAAGCCUUACCAACAUACACUGGCUGGGGAACAUGAGCUCUGAUGGACUGGGACCAUGUGAUGUCAAAGUGGAAUUUGCAGAGAAGGAGAACUGCACCCCUGGGAUGGAGUCCUUACAGGUGGAGGAAGAACACAGCGCACCCGCAGCCUCUCAGCAGUGGCAGGUCAGUGCCUUUGAGCGUCCUCCAUACUCCUACAUGGCUUUGAUCCAGUUUGCCAUUAACAGUACGACUUCCAAGAGAAUGACCCUGAAAGACAUCUACACGUGGAUCGAGGAUCACUUUCCUUACUUUAAACACGUAGCAAAGCCUGGUUGGAAGAAUUCCAUCAGACAUAAUCUCUCCUUGCAUGACAUGUUUGUGCGUGAGACCUCUAGCAACAACAAGAUUUCCUAUUGGACCAUACAUCCCCAUGCCAACCGCUGCCUCACCCUUGAUCAGGUAUACAAGGCCUCCAGCUCCACGUCCUCUGCGUGCACUGAACCACAGCAGAAAAGGCUGCUACCGGAGCUGAGUAAGACUAUGCCAAGUGUCCCGAGUAGCACAAAGGCUCCAGAGCGGAAGAUGAAACCUCUCCUGCCGAGGGUAGACUCCUAUCUGAUUCCCGUGCAGUUUCCUCUUACGCAGUCCCUGAUGUUCUCUCCAGUGGAGACAUUUAGUCCAGAUCCAGGAGCGUCUGAUGGACCUCACAGCAGUAAACGGGUCAAGAUUGCCCCUAAGGUUCUGCUGGAGUCGGAGCAGCCCUCCCUGCCAAUCCCGGCAGCACCUGAACAGACAGAACUGGACUCUACAAAAAUGCGGCCAUCCCUUCUUUCUCAGUGCCAGCGCAUAAGUGGUUCAAGGAGGAAGCAGCAGCUGGUGACCCCCAGAUCUCAGGAGCCAGAACUGGUUCUCCCUGACACCAGUUUUUCGGAUUCGGGUUUGGACACAGAUAUAUCCAUCCUGCAGGACACAAAACCUCAGGAGGCGCCAUCUGAACUUACUCAAGACGAGGGCUACUCCUUCAAGACCCCUGUUAAGGAGAGGUUGACGAAGCCCCCUGCUUCAUCCACGCCAAGCAAACCAACUGAGCGAAGUUUCUUGCCUCCAGCUGUGGAAUCUGAAUCCCCACUCACCAGAGAUCCCUUGUCAGAAUUCAGCCCAGUCCGAAUACCACGGGGACCUGCCCUUACCCCUUUCAAGGACAGUUAUGGGACCCUCAGUUUUUGGGAGACUCCUUUUAAAGAUCUACCUUAUUUUGGUUCCCCCCCAGAUCUAAUGGGCACUUCCCCUCCUCUUUUCUCUCAGUCGGAAACACUGGAGACUCCAACUGGAGCUCGCAAACACAGAGGCUGUUCCAAGGAGCUGCAAGUAGGGGGCUCCACUAAUCGCUCCCUGUUGGAGGGGCUGGUGCUGGACACUAAGGACGAAAGCCUCAGUAAGAUCUUGUUGGACGUUAGUUUCAGUGGGCUGGAGGAGGACAAUUGUGCAGGCACUGACAGUUCAUACUGGGGACAGCUGUUCAACGAGCUGAGGUAGCCCCCUCCACCUGUUAGAUCCCCGCUCCCCCUACAUAAAUAAGUAGUGGCCUCUGGAGGGAUCAAUGAUCUCAGCACAUUGAUUGGGGUGUUGAUGCCCCCUCUCCCUAAAAAAAUAAUAAUCAUGCAAGUAUCCGCCUUUGAAUGGAUAAAAAUGCCAUUAAGUUAUACCUGGAAAAGUUUUUCUACGGUCCUGAAUGGCCAUUUGCGCCUUGUUAGGCAGCCAUAUUGAAACAGAUGAUGUAUUCCUAAACAGAUUGGCCAUUCAGGAUUCUGCGAAAGCUUUACUAGGGUCCUGAAUCUCUGCUAGUGCCUAAUUGUCAUUCAGCUUUCCCAGAAAACUUAAAAUAUUGGAAUCUGUUUGGGGAGGGUGAUCCAAGUGGGGGUAGGUAAUGGUUUUGGGUGUACAGCGCCCUUCGGGGGUGGGGUGUGAAUUGUAUAGGUUCUUAGGGUAACUUUAUAAAUGAGGUUCUGUAAUGGGGUGCUGGGGCCCGAGGCACCGUUCACUGCCUCCUAUAUAUUUAUUUAAGUGUUGCUUUUAUAUGAAGACUUUGUCAUAUGUGGCCUUGUACAUAGUGUAUGUGUGUGUGUUCUGAGGUGCAGCCGCAAGUAACGGUAAUACUCCGUAUAUGAUUUUAUUAACGGCAUACAUCUCCAACCUCCCACCCAGUUGCAGUGGAGUCCGAGAGAAAGCUGUCACAUCCUAUGAAGAUUCGUCUCAUCAAGCAGAGUUUUGCACCUGUGAUGAGAUGUCCCCCAAAACGAAGCGAAGGACAUUCUCUCUGACACUUGAUUGACGAGGCCAGACAUCUCCGCUAAUGGCGCAAGAACAGAGCCUGUCUUUACUGGAGCAGCGACUGAGCGUGCGCUGUUAUACUUUAAGGUAGCGUGAACAGUUGCUGCUCCAGUAGAGGAGGCAGAGCCUCCGCUUGCGUCGCUACACGUGGCAGGCUUGAGAUGUCUGAUCAUGUCAACCAAGCAGCAGGGGGAGCAUCCUCAGCUUUAGGCCUCAUGCACACGAUUGUAUUUUGUUUCCGUGUUCCGAUCCUUUUUUUUUUUUUUU
Messenger RNA from Bufo gargarizans (Asiatic toad), 3279 nucleotides. RefSeq names its product forkhead box M1 (gene FOXM1). Gene Ontology annotation, biological process: G2/M transition of mitotic cell cycle; regulation of DNA-templated transcription. The record is from RefSeq and is a predicted model, not a curated record. NCBI's taxonomy places the organism in Eukaryota, Metazoa, Chordata, Amphibia, Anura, Bufonidae. Gene Ontology annotation, molecular function: DNA-binding transcription factor activity; sequence-specific DNA binding.